CAUGCAUGAAUGUCAUCUUUAAUAUCCAACGGUGUGAGAAAUAUACACAGCGUUCCUCUUACGCGUAUAACUCGUGUGCAUGACCGUGAAGUAUAUAUUCACGGUGGCAUUAUCUUUGUGGUGAUGGGCUUGUGCAAGUGAGAUCAACCAUGGCCACCGCACGAGUGGCUCCACACGAGUCCAUAGGGAUGCAGCCCACAGGGAGCCUGCAGAGCCUCAAAUUCAAUGACCAGGCCACACAUGCCAAUGAAGUGGGUGCAGGGAACAGAUUCCAGGAUAACUUGGAUCCUAAUAUUCGCUGGAUCAUGAAGAACAUCAAACGACGAGAAUGCAGAAGAUAUGUUGGGAAGCCUGUAAAGAAGGAUUCCAACAAAGCGGACCAGUCAGAAAUGAGUUUGCCACCUGUGCACACACCUACCAAGUCUGUACAUAGAGAGUUCAGUGACCCAUUGUGCCUGUGUGGGUAUGUCAAAUCAGGGCAUUCCCAGGACUCACUCUUUGGCCAGGGAGGCAAUAAAUGGGACCCCAAGAACGACACAAAUGCUUAUCCGACAAAUGCUUUCGGAGAAAUGGAAUUCCCAGGAUAUGGUGACCAUGUCAGCAAGUAUGUGCGUGCUGACCAUCAAACCAGUAUGACGACCAUGCUGAAACUGAUGACUGACCGAUGGGGACUGGAGAUGCCCAAUCUUCUCAUCUCGGUAACUGGGGGUGCCAAGAACUUCCACAUGAAGACUCGGCUAAAGGAGGUGUUCAGGAGGGGCCUGAUGAAAGCUGCCCUCAGUACUGAUGCCUGGAUUGACGGGGGAACAAAUGCUGGCGUGAUGAAGCAUGUUGGGGAAGCAGUGCGAGACUUUGGCCUGACCACUGAGGCUCACAAGAAGGUCAUCUGCAUUGGGGUAGCUCCCUGGGGCUGUGUACAGGACAAGGAAGGCCUCAUUGAUGACAUGGGCAAGUGGCCUGCACUACACCGGAUUACAAAUGAUCCAAAACCAAAACAGUCAUUUCUUGACCCCAACCACACACAUUUCAUACUGGUUGACAAUGGGACACAGCAGCAGUUUGCUGUCGAGAUUCCCUUCCGCGGGAAACUUGAGAAUGAAAUUGCCAAACAGAAGACAGCAACUGGCUCAGGUGUUCCAGUAGUCCUGCUGGUGCUGGAGGGGGGACCAGGCACUCUGGAGACUUGUAAAAGUGCCAUUCAGAAUAACACUCCCGCUGUCAUCAUCAAGGGGUCUGGACGAGCAGCAGACAUCUUGGCUUUCGCAUACCAGCAUGCAACAGAACAGGAAGUGGAAGUGAAAGACAGUACUGGCAAGAUAAAAAAAAUAAUGCAGCCAGAGCUGACCUACGCUGUGGAAGCAGACAUUACUGAGAUGAUCAAAAAAGACUUUGGGGAGAAGGAACUAGCCACCAGGGUGGGCUGGGUUCGAACUUGUCUCAAGAAGAAAGACCUGAUCACAAUCUAUGAGCUGGACUCUCGCAUGUCCACCAAGGAUGUAGACAUGGCCAUAUUGAAGGCACUCCUGAAAGCUAAUAGACACGAGGUGAUGGAUCAGUUGAGGCUAGCACUGUCAUGGAACAGGAUAGACGUUGCCAAGAGUGAAAUCUUCACAGACCGUGAAUGGGAGAUGGGUCAGCUUGACCAAGUCAUGUUCACAGCCAUCGAGCUGAACCGUGUGAACUUUGUUGACUUAUUCUUGGACCACGGUGUCAGUCUGAUGGAUUUUCUCACCCCAGCAAGGCUUCUGAGGCUCUACAAUCAGAUUCCCAGGAACUGCCUGCUGUACACACUCCUGACCAAGGUCCAUGGAGCAUCAACAGAGGUACACAAGUUCAGCCUGGGGGAUGUGGGACAUCUGCUGCAGGAUCUGAUCGGGGACUACUACCAACCGUACUACCUGACAGACAGCCGCUACAAGGAACUCAACACGGAGCAGCUGCUCAGUGCACCAGCUCGAGCUGGGUCUGUGCCACAGGGCUGUAGUGAUGUGAUGUUACAUCGUCCUAUCCAAGAGUUGUUCAUCUGGUCUGUCCUCAUGAACAGGCAGGAGAUGGCAAUCCUUUUUUGGAAGGAGGGGAAUGAGCAAACCGCUGCAGCUCUGGUUGCCAACAGCAUUCUCAAGGCUCUGCGUAAGUGUACAGAUGAUGCAGAGCUGAUGAAGACAUUGGAAUCAAAUGCAAAUGAAUUUGAAGACCUGGCAGUGGGAGUCCUCAACAGCUGCUACAACUCUGAUGAGCAGAAGGCUCAGGACCUGCUGAUCAGGGAGCUGGAGAACUGGGGCAGGGCCACUACUGUCCUCAUCGCAGUGGAGGCAGACAACAAGAAGUUUGUGUCUCAGACUGCAUGCCAGUCUCUUCUCAACAGUAUCUGGAUGGGCAAGAUGUCAAUGGACACUGGGAAGAUACUGCUUGUGUCCAGCUUGUUCAUCUUUCCUCUCAUCUGGUUCCUCAUCCGGUUCCGGGAAGAGGAGAAGGCCAAGUUUGAGGCUCUCAUUUCAUCACAGUCAGAUGGAAAGAAGCCAGCAGUAACGGACCAGCCAUCACUGAGCCGUGAGAACACAAUGUUGCAGCGAACUCCUACACGGCUGGACAUGAAGGAGCAGAAUGAAGAACCCAAACACAGGGGAAGAAGGAUCAACCCUUUCAGGAAGCUGUUUCUGUUCUACACAGCACCUGUCAUCAUCUUCAGCCUCAAUGUGGUGUCCUAUCUGGUGUUCCUGGCAAUCUACAGCUACAUCCUACUCAUCAGUUUUAACAAAGCCUUCUCGGUUUUGGAAGGAGUUCUCAUAUUCUGGGUAUUCACCAUCAUGGUGGAAGAGUGCCGGCAGAUUGUUGCCAACAACGCUACGUCCAUCAAGUCCAAGCUGUACAGCUACUUCACCGACUCAUGGAACAUCUUGGACAUCAUCACCAUCGUCCUCUUCACCACCGGCAUGAUCCUGCGCUUCAUCCCCAAUGAUGAGUGCUUUAAUGCAGCUCGGGUUGUCCUCAGCAUCAACCUCAUUUCCUUCUUCUUCCGCAUCCUGCACAUCUUCUCUGUGAACAAACAACUGGGGCCCAAACUUGUCAUGAUCAGGAGAAUGAUUGAUGACCUGAUGUCAUUUGUUGUGAUCUUGAUGGUGUUCAUUGUGUCGUAUGCCAUAGCAUCAGAGGCCAUCUUGUACCCUAACCAGGAGUUGACGUGGGAACUUAUGUACCGUCUGCCCCGGAAAGCAUACUGGACCAUCUACGGAGAGCUAUUCCUGGAGGAAAUUGAAGGGACAGCUGAGCCAGCUUGUAGUGAUGACCCAGCCCUUUACUUGAAUGAUCAGGCUGAUCGAUGCCCAACCAACCAGGGCAAGUUCCUGGUGCCAAUUUUGAUGGGUAUCUACAUCCUCCUGACCAACGUCCUCCUCCUCAACCUCCUCAUCGCCAUGUUCAGCUAUGUGUUUGAGAUGAUGCAGCAGAAUACUGAUAGCAUCUGGAAGUUCAGUCGGCUGCAGGUUGUCAUGGAAUACUGUCUUCGACCCAACCUUCCACCACCAUUUAUCAUUAUCAGUCACCUCAUUCUCCUCUGUCGCUGGUUCAAGCACUGCAGCUGUUCCAAACUUGGCACAGAAAGUUCAGGGUUUUGGAAGGUGUACAAGGAUAAGAAAAUGGAAGAGAAGCAACUAGUGCAGUGGGAGAAUGUCAUCGCUGAUGCCUUCCUCUUGAAGACUGACGAGCAGGAGAAGGAGUCUGUUGAGAACCGUGUUCAAGCAACCCUUACCAGAUUGGACUUGCUCGCGACAAAGGUUGACGACCUCCAGGACAUGCAGACAGCAGGGGGCUCCGUCAUGGCGGCUGGGUCUGUACUGAGAGAGGAGGCUGCUGACAAUGUACCCAAUGCAGCGCUGUACAUGCCACCCGAGCUGGAUGACAGACUCAAACUCAUUGAGAGCCAGAUGGUGCACACAUUCAAGGCUCUGGACUGGAUCAUGAUGUCUCUGGCCCAGAACAACAUGGCAUGCAAGGAGAAACGCCCACUACUGCCUGACCCAGAGCUUGCCAUUAAAGAACGUCAGCAGCGGAAGGACGAGGAGGACAAACAAGACCGCAACCUGGUACAGUCUCUCCGCAUACAGCCCUACGAGUACCACUUUGAGUCCCGCAACUCCCCCUCGGGCUCCCAUCCCAGGGUUCAGCGUUUCACUGUGCCUGAUGAGAAAGUGCCCUGGAAUGAACCCUUCCCUGAAUAUAUGCCAGUUCUACACAGCCAGGACUCCAUAAAGAACCAGUCCUGGGCAGACCCAGAUCUCAUGGCACUACCUGUUGCACAGCGGAACAUCUUGACAUUCAACGGUUUUGACAACAAAUAUAACGUGGAUAGAUCAAGUCAUUUGGGCACAUAUGAAAUUGUUGAUGGUCUUCCUAUCAAUCCUCGGGGUCGGACAGGAAUAACAGGAAGAGGAAGUCUGGGCCGAUGGGGCCCCAACCAUGCUGGCGACCCAGUUGUGACCAGAUGGAAGCUGGAUGAGUUCGGCAACAAGUCUUUGGUUGAUGGCAAACCCCAGCUGGAGUUUGUGGUGGUACAGAGGUCAGACAACAAACAGUGGGCUCUCCCGGGGGCAAUCUGUGAGCCUAAGCAGAAGGUUUGGGACAUCCUGAAGUCUGACUUCACGGCCGAUCCGGAGGAGAGAGAGAAGAUCCUGGAGAGGCUGGAGAAGCUGUCUUUACAGGGGCAGGAGAUGUAUCGAAACUACGCUGACGACUCUCGCAACACUGACAAUGCUUGGCUGGAGACGCGUGUGGUCAACUACCACGACGAGGAAGGCACCAUACUGAAACACUUUGUUCUGAGGCCUAAUAAAUCCCAGUUCAGAUAUUGGAAGUCCAUGGUUGGAUAUGAACCUGCUGGUGACACAGUGGACGCGGCAGUAUGGCAGACGAUGACAUCAUCAUUGACGCUACACGGGAGCCAUUCCUACUUCUGUCAACUUGUGGCUGAGAAGCUUGGCGCUUACUUCUGAGCAGUGCUACAUCUAGAGUCAGUGUGAUGUUUGGUGUCUGGAGGCUUGAGACCAUUCAGCUGGAAGUUGGGGUACAAGCUAUUGGUGUGAAACAACUGUCUCUGGACAGUGUUCUAGUUGAGAGUCUCCAGCAUAACUGAUGUCUUGCACACCAUGUCAUGUCACAGAUUGCUUCACAAGGAACAUUCUUAUAGUGUACCACUAAUUUCAUGAAGGACAAAGUGUUAUGGAUAUCUUGCCAUGCCCCUAGUCAUGUAUGAUGUCAUGGCAACCCCAAGCCUGUGUAAUGUCAUGGCAACCCCAAGCCUCAUGUAAUGUCAAGUCCACCCGAAUUCUAUGUAAUGUCAUUACAACCCCAAGUCUAUGAAAUGUCAUGACAACCCCAAGCCUGUGUAAUGUCAUGGCAACCCCAAUUCUAUGUCAUGUCAUGACAACCCCAAGCCUGUGUAAUGUCAUGACAACCCCAAGCCUGUGUAAUGUCAUGGCAACCCCAAGCCUCAUGUAAUGUCAAGUCAACCCCAAGCCUCAUGUAAUGUCAUGUCGACCCCAAGCCUGUGUAAUGUUAUGGCAACCCCAAUUCUAUGUAAUGUCAUGACAACCCCAAGCCUGUGUAAUGUCAUGGCAACCCCAAGCCUGUGUAAUGUCAUGGCAACCCCAAGCCUCAUGUAAUGUCAAGUCAACCCGAAUUCUAUGUAAUGUCAUGGCAACCCCAAGCCUCAUGUAAUGUCAAGUCAACCCGAAUUUUAUGUAAUGUCAUUACAACCCCAAGCCUCAUGUAAUGUCAUGGCAACCCCAAGCCUCAUGUAAUGUCAUGGCAACCCCAAGCCUCAUGUAAUGUCAUGUUGACCCCAAGCCUGUGUAAUGUCAUGACAACCCCAAGCCUCAUGUAAUGUCAUAACAACCCCAAGCCUCAUGUGAUGUCAUGACAACCUCAAGCUUCAUGUAAUAUCAUGUCAACCCCAAUUCUAUGUGAUGUCAUGGCAAUGCCAUGUCAUGUAAUGGUAACUGGCAUUUAUACGUAAGGUCAGUCGUAUAUCUGCUCCAUCAACUCCAAACUAAGCAAUAUUCCCAACACAAGAACUGUCACUAUAGGUGUCACUGGACCAGGCAACUAUCACUUCGGACAUGAAAUUAACUCGUCAGUAAACUGCAUUUGAGAAGUUGACCUCUGUCACGUGUGUGGACGUGUGUCUUGACUCCAGGACAGAAUCUCAGUGUUUGUACGGGUCAAUGUGGCUAUGAUUUGAAGUGAUUUGUUUGUGCCAGUAGCGUAUUGUACUUGCUUAAGUAGAAACCAUGGUCUGUUGUAAUGUGGAGUAACUGCUCAUAGGCUAAACAGAUAGUUUCUAAGAGUUUUACAGGAAUUAUUGAAUCAAAUCAAUUGUACUUGACAUGAAAAAUACUUGCUACUUACCAGUCAGAUUCCUUUGUUUAUAUGACUCAACAUUGGCUUAUUGUGAUUGCUACCAUAUCCAUAUGUCUGUAUCUUCAGUGUACGUUUAUCUGUACAUCUCUGUUCGGCUACCAUCUCUUAGCUAUUGCUGCAUGGUCAGUAUUAUAUAUAAUCCAUCACUAUACAUCUCUGUACAGGCUCGCUGAUUUGGUUGAUACAUGUCAUCGGUUCACAAUUGCGCAGAUUGAUGCUCAUGCUGUUGAUCACUGGAUUGUCUGGUCCAGACUCGAUUUUUUACAGACCGCCGCCAAAUAGCUGGAAUAUUACUGAGUGCGGCGUAAAGCUAAACUCACUAACUUACAUCUCUGUACCACCACUGCAUUGUCUCUGGUACGUCAGUACCUACCAUCUUAUGUUCUUGUUAUUAAUGCAGAUGACCCACUGUACAUAACCACAUCAGAGACGAUAUUUCAUUAUACUGGAGACAUUGUAUCAAAUCAUUCAGUUUUAAUUUAUUUUAUGAUCAUGUAUGUUAUGAUGACCUUAUGAUGACCUUUAGUAGGCCACUAUCAAGCUGCCUGUGAUAUCUAUGUGUGUCAGUGCAGACACUGACGACCUUGAAGUGCCGUUACCUCUCACGCUGUCUACCUGCUGUAUAUACCUAACUGUGCCACAUCAAAACUGAAGCAACUACAGGUCAUUUGUUGGUUUUUGCUCGGCAAAAUGUGAGAUGUUUUUGAUGGGAGUCUGCACCGGGGUAAACAAUACAUAUGCUGUAUCAAUGUAUUUGAUGUAUGUACCAUAAAAUGAGGGGAAGCUACAGCAGACACUCUCUGAGUCCUCAUAACUGCUGAUUCCAGCUGUGUGAUGGAGGAACUGUACGUACAAGCUUUCUAUUUAUGUAGUCAUCACUUGUGUAUCAGUUACUGAGUUAUCUCCUCUUGUCUUCACAAAGGACUAAAUUUAUUGAGUUAUCUCCCCUUUUUCUACUCAAGGAACUUAAUAAUGACUCUUCUGGGGUUUUUUAAUUCAGGAUUUAAAGUAUAUAUACAGCAAAAUCAUUUGUUGUCCUUUCUGCAGAUUGUGAAUCCAUAAAACAGAUUGCACUGCAAGUAAAAGCAGCAGAGAACAUCAAAAUAGAUUGAAUCAGAUGUAACUGUCACAAAGUUAGACUCCUUGGUCAUUGAUAAGUUUCUUUACUCUUCAGUAUACUAUAGUGUUUUAAUAAAUGAAAUGUAAAGAAAGAAGAAUGUUAAUACCUAGCCCUUAGCCUUCUUGUGAAAUUUUACUUGUCCUCUACCUGCAACUUUCAUCCCAGCAUUAACACUGGAAAAAAAACAUUUUAAAUUUUUGGAUUGGUGACCAAAUCAUAAUCUGAGAAACACAAGUAAAAAAUGUUGCCCUUAUCAGAUGAAAGAGCAGAUGCUUCUUCCCAUGGUGUGGGUUAAUCUCAGCAUCUCUUACUUACCCUGACAAUAGCAGCAAUGUUCAAGUCCGAACCACGGCCUCGAUAACUGUGCAGUGUUACCAGUUCCAGAUAGCAUAUAUAUUUGGAAAACUUGCACAGGAUUUUUCACAAUAUUAAAUUGAACAUGACUCUUGUAUCAAAGUAUACACAGUUUUGAUAUAAUUUAUUUUACAAGUAUAGUUUUAUGAUUUAUUUGUUGAUAUAUGUGUAUGCAUUGUUAUAUGAAUAUGUAUGUAUUGUUAUGUAUAUGUAUAUGAAAGCAUUGUUAUAUGUAUAUGUGUAUGAAUUUUUAUAUGUAUGCAUUGUUUUAUGUAUGCAUUGUUUUAUGUAUGCAUUGUUAACUGCUGAUGAUCAUGAUGUUGAGAGACCUUAUUUUUGUAUUUGCUCCAAGAGCAUAGCAUGACUUGUGAUGAAUAACGUUGAAUGGAGACACAUUCCCAUCUCUGCAUUGAGUGAUUUGCUAACCAGAAUAUGGUUUUACCAUAGCAGGCAGUUUUUACAGGCCAGACAAAUUUUAUGUAUAUUUAUAUAAUUUUCUAGCCAACAUCAAGAAUGUUGCUAGAAGCCACAAAGCGUUAACAUUCAAGACAUGAAAAUGAGUGUACAUUUUCUAUAAGAAGUAUGUUCAAUAAUGGAUUAAGUUCACCCAUCAAUAGUGGUAUAAAAGAGUAAUACAGGUAUUUUCAGUCUUAUACUAUGUACUUUCCGUUUUAGUUUUAGUUUCAUCAGAGAAUAUGUGAUCUUGUUAAUAUAAAUAGCAGUGAAACAAUAAACAUUCCAUUCUUUAUCCGACAGUUCUAAUAUACAUACAUUUAUAUCUGGUAUGGGUACCUCAAGCAUUGUAGAUAACCACUGCCUGUCACCUCCCCUUCCCAGACUCAUCUCUCGUACAUGGGAUAUCUGAAUCUUGUGUACAGGAGACUCAUUUUGUACAUUUUAGACCUGCCUUUUAUAUAUUUGAGAUCUAUCUCGGGUAUGUUUUUGCCCAUCCUUUUGCAUAAUCCGAAACUAGCAUUUUUUUAUUUGAGACAGUAUCUUGUCAAUGAACAUAUAAUUUAUUAACUAGGUAACUAUUAACUACACCAAAUGUGUAAAUUAUGUGAUUUAGAUGGAACAUGUUAUAAAGCUGACAAUCAGUGCUGGCAUAGAUUCCCGACGUGACCACUAAUGGUUGAUCUGCUUACACGCCAGUACCCACAUGUUGUAACUAAAGGUAUGUGUAAGCUAAUUUGCUAGCAAUUUGUAUUGAGGGUUAUAUAUUGUCCAGAAAUUGGGAUGUUUAAUCUGUAACCCCAGGCAAGUAGUUUACCCACACAAGCUCCUGCCAUCCCCAACCUCCCAUGUAAUGGCAGACGAUGUCUUCUGACCACUGUCAGUCUACAUUCCUGCUUUGAUGAAGAAAUUAGAACAAAU
Molecule: messenger RNA, 9262 nt
Organism: Haliotis rubra (blacklip abalone)
Lineage: Eukaryota; Metazoa; Mollusca; Gastropoda; Lepetellida; Haliotidae
Product: transient receptor potential cation channel subfamily M member-like 2
Biological process (GO): calcium ion transmembrane transport
Cellular component (GO): membrane
Molecular function (GO): ligand-gated calcium channel activity
Source: RefSeq, a predicted model, not a curated record